Molecule: messenger RNA, 3580 nt
Organism: Oncorhynchus masou masou (cherry salmon)
Lineage: Eukaryota; Metazoa; Chordata; Actinopteri; Salmoniformes; Salmonidae
Product: serine/threonine-protein kinase WNK1-like
Biological process (GO): negative regulation of sodium ion transport; intracellular signal transduction; protein phosphorylation
Cellular component (GO): cytoplasm; cytosol
Molecular function (GO): potassium channel inhibitor activity; ATP binding; protein serine/threonine kinase activity
Source: RefSeq, a predicted model, not a curated record
CACGUCAAUACGCUGUUUGGGAGCGCAUAGCUUGGCUAGAGUAGUUAGCAACCAGAUAGAUACACAUUCGGCGCGCCAUCAAACCUUACAUCUGUGGAUGAAGCGAACCAAGGGGAAACAGCUGUAUGCAGGCUAUGUUAGCGACCUGAAACGGCAACAUCUGACUGUGGACACGUAGGAAAGAGUCUUUGCCUACAUACAUUGUUGUCAUUUUCUGUCUGCUGUUUUGUGGAUAACAAAAGCGAAUUCGAUUCGAACGGAGUCAUUGGAACAGACGAGUGAAAGAGAAUUGAACCGCAGUGGAUGUCUUGCUCUUUCUGAGUUCACAUCGUAAUACAACUAGCUGAGUAAUCGCAUGGAGAUGGAGUGAAAUUGAGGUCAUCUGGAAUUGAAUUGCGGCUGAGAGAUGGAGAAUUUGUUUUGUCCGCUCUGAUCUAAUAGGAGGGAGAGAAGAACUGCUGGAUACAUAGGGGAUACAACCCCGAUAUGAACGUGGCUUUCUCGCUCCGCUUGAGGUAGUUGCUAAAGCCAAUGAAAGACAGCGGUCUUGAGAACGCAUACGGUCGCUUUGGAAUGUAGAUAGUUUAUUCUUGCACAUUUAAAUAAAACUAAUGUGAUCUAAUACUAGUAACUAGGACUAUCGUUGCAUAUUUUUUUGUUGUUGAAUUACUCUUCCAAGUAUCAACCAACCGAUCUUCUACGGGAGAAUGGCCAUAAUACGAGAGUGAAUCUGCCUCUUGCUUUGGAGGCAGUGGAGUUAAUGGUGUGAGUGAGAUUUCUCCCUCCCCCACCAUCACUACAGCGACACGCCAGAGGCUGUCCACUGUCUAGUACAGACUAUCUGGCCUCCUCUUCUUGUGGUCCCUUAUGCUCAAUGAAGGCUAUCUCUGGGUCGCUACAGGAUGGAUGGUGUGGAUUUGACGGUCCUUGUGUGUCAUCAUCAGCGCUUGCUCCUCUGUGACUGUUUCCUGUUCUUUUCCAUUUAUAAAAGAACGCCCCCUCUUCUGGGCCCAACCACCCCUGAGCGCUGUAAAAGUUAUAGUAACUGUUGUUGCUAAGUGACACUUACAGAGGAGGUUAAGUUAACUCUCCCCCCCAUCCAAACUCCACAGAGGGUUUUCUCCAGAGGUUUUAUUUUAUAUACCCAUAUUAUAUAUUUCCCCUCUCAGGAGUUUGUUUGGAAGACGCACAGGUGUUCGGUUCUUCACAACAAAAGUUUUGGUUUAUUGUUGGUUGAGGUUUACAGUUACUUUUUCUCAAGUUUUUUGUUCUUCCUUGUAAUUUAUUUAUACCUCAUAUUUUGGAGUUUUUUUCUCAUUGCUCACUCACACCCCCUGGAAUAAAAAAAAACAAGAUGUCGGAAACAGACAAGUUCCUAGCCCCUUUCCCUCCGCCGCCCAAGAAUGUGAAUGGUUCCAGCUCGGACACGUACCUUGGUGAGAAUUUGGGGACCGACGGUGUCCGCCGCCGCCGCCACACCAUGGAACGCGACCCCAAACAGGCCGAACAUCGCUUCUUCCGGCGCAGCGUCAUCUGUGACUCCAACGCCACCGCCUUAGACCUCCCCAGCAAGGCCGUCAUCCUCACCUCCCCGCCCGACUGCGAGCCCCCCAGCCUGGGCUGGCUCUCCCUGGCUGUUCCCUCUGUGGUGGUACCCGAGCCGUGCCUGGCGGUGGCCGAGGUGGAAGCAGAUGAGGAAGGAGGGGAUGGGCCUUGUAGUGCGGUAUUAGGGCCCAGUGUUGGUGGCGGUACUAGAGUGGAUGGUACGGUAGUGCAGAUAAAGCCAUGCACGGCAGUAUUGGAUGUUUGCGGCGGAGAGAAAGGAAAGAAGCUGUCGUCGUUCGCCGCCGCAGAGGCUCCUGGAAUGGAGGAGGUGGCGCCCAGUAAAGCGGGGGAGCCCGCGGAGGAGGAGAGCGGUAGUGUUACAGAGGAGAUGCGAGAGGAGAAGGAGAAGGGGGCGGCUAAGGCCCUAUUAGAGGAGCAGAAGAGGGAAGCAGAGAAAAAGGUUCAGGACGACAUAGAGGAAGUAGAGACCAAGGCCAUAGGGACCUCGCUGGACGGACGCUUCCUGAAGUUUGACAUCGAGAUCGGACGCGGAUCCUUCAAGACGGUCUACAAGGGCCUGGAUACGGAGACUACAGUGGAGGUGGCGUGGUGCGAACUGCAGGAUCGUAAGCUGUCUAAGACGGAGCGUCAGAGGUUCAAGGAGGAGGCUGAGAUGUUGAAGGGUCUGCAGCACCAUAACAUUGUACGCUUCUACGACUCCUGGGAGUCUCCCUCCAAAGGAAAGAACUCCAAGUGCAUCGUGCUGGUCACAGAGCUGAUGACAUCAGGCACCCUCAAAACGUAUCUGAAGCGGUUCAAGGUGAUGAAGAUCAAGGUUCUACGUAGCUGGUGUCGUCAGAUCCUAAAGGGGCUCCACUUCCUCCACACCCGGGCCCCUCCCAUCAUUCACAGGGACCUGAAGUGUGACAACAUCUUCAUCACCGGCCCCACUGGCUCCGUCAAGAUAGGAGACCUGGGAUUGGCUACUCUCAAACGGGCCUCCUUCGCCAAGAGUGUCAUAGGUACCCCAGAGUUCAUGGCCCCUGAGAUGUAUGAGGAGAAGUACGACGAGUCAGUGGAUGUGUAUGCCUUUGGGAUGUGCAUGCUGGAGAUGGCCACCUCAGAGUACCCCUACUCCGAGUGCCAGAACGCUGCACAGAUCUACCGCCGAGUCACCAGCGGAGUCAAGCCGGCCAGCUUUGACAAGGUAGCCAUACCAGAAGUGAAGGAAAUCAUCGAGGGAUGCAUCCGCCAGAACAAAGAUGAGAGAUAUGUCAUUAAGAUCCUGCUGAGCCAUGCGUUCUUCCAGGAGGAGACUGGUGUGCGUGUGGAGCUAGCCGAGGAGGACGAUGGGGAGAUGAUCGCUAUCAAACUGUGGCUGAGGAUUGAAGACGUCAAGAAGCUGAAGGGAAAGUACAAGGACAACGAAGCCAUCGAGUUCUCCUUCGACCUCAACAAGGACUUCCCCGAAGAUGUGGCACAGGAAAUGGUCGAGUCUGGCUAUGUGUGCGAGGGAGACCACAAGACGAUGGCCAAGGCCAUCAAAGACCGAGUGUCUCUGAUCCAAAAGAAGAGAGAACAGAGGCAGCUGGUCAGAGAGGAGUUGGAGAAGAGGAAUCAGAAGCAGCAGUAUCCCCAACAAGCAGCGGAGCCCUCAGAUCCCCCAGCAGAGUCAGUUACCCCCCAGCCCCCUGUAGCCCAGACUGAGAAGGAGGACCCCGAGAUGGACCAGCAGCAGUACCAACAGGCCAACAUCUCCAUGUCAUCUGACGGAGCGGUGGACAACGGCCAGGGUUCGUCCGUGUUCUCUGAGUCCCAUCUGGGCCAGCUGAACAUGUCCUAUAGCAACAUCCCUGCCACCCAGCAGCACGGCCAAACCCAGGCCCCCUCCCCCUCUCCUUCCCCCCAGCUGCAGCAACAACAGCAGCAGCUCAAUGCCUACCAACAGCAGAACAUGGUAAGUGACGAGUCGGAGGGAUUAUUAUAUAUUUUUUGUAGUUCUUAGAAAGGUAGAAGUGAAGUGAAUUUCAGUGGA